GCAAACUCUUCACUCACUUUCUUCUUCUUCACGAGACAAAGCAGAGCUUUAGAGCCAUUGUGAGAGGACCCAAAUGGCUCCGAGAACCGAUUCACAAACCUCCGCCACCAUGUCAGACACCUCCGGCGAAUCAUCAAUCGAUCCGAUCUUCCACAUUCUCCGUCUCAUCCCAUUCUCCUUCCUCCGUCCGCCGCGUCUCCGUCUCAAGCUCCCUUCCUUCACUCUCCCCUCUCCGAUGACAGUCUUCGCGCUGAUUCUCCUCACCUACUUCCUCGUCAUCUCCGGAUUCGUCUACGACGUGAUUGUGGAGCCUCCAGGUAUCGGGUCGACCCAGGAUCCAGUCACCGGGACGAUACGGCCCGUCGUGUUCAUGUCGGGUCGGGUCAACGGGCAGUACAUCAUCGAAGGUCUUUCGUCGGGAUUCAUGUUCGUGAUGGGUGGGGUCGGGAUCAUAAUGUUGGAUCUGGCGUUGGAUAAGAAUCGAGCUAAGAGUGUUAAAGCAUCGUAUGCUACGGCGGGAGUGACUUCCAUUGUGAUUGGUUAUGUUAUGAGUAUGCUUUUUAUCCGUAUUAAGAUCCCUGGGUAUCUCCAUUAGAGUUGUUUUAGAUCACUUGGAUCUGUAAUGGGCUCUCUAGUUUACGAAUUACAGUCGAUCGUUGAGAAAAGAAAGUGACUUUUUUGUGUUUCUUAAAGCUUUGUUUGGUAAUGGUAGUUUCAGCUUUGAAUGUUAGAAUCUGCGUUUGAUAUAUCAAUCUUGUCGUUUAAACUUGCGAUAGAAACGAUCUGCAACAGUUAUGUUAACAACAUAGUAGAGAUUUUGAAGUUGGGUUUUGUUGAA
Brassica napus (rape) is the source of this 838-nucleotide messenger RNA. RefSeq names its product oligosaccharyltransferase complex subunit ostc-like. Bases 74 to 595 code for a protein of 173 amino acids. The transcript has a single exon. The record is from RefSeq and is a predicted model, not a curated record. Gene Ontology annotation, cellular component: oligosaccharyltransferase complex. NCBI's taxonomy places the organism in Eukaryota, Viridiplantae, Streptophyta, Magnoliopsida, Brassicales, Brassicaceae.